Trichoderma virens Gv29-8 is the source of this 1575-nucleotide messenger RNA. RefSeq lists its product as uncharacterized. Lineage: Eukaryota; Fungi; Ascomycota; Sordariomycetes; Hypocreales; Hypocreaceae. The transcript has 2 exons. The record is from RefSeq and is a predicted model, not a curated record. The annotation marks the transcript as partial.
AAGAAAACCCUCAAAGCUUACAACUUCAGCAACAUUCCUUUUGCUGAGCCUCCACUCGGUUCUCUCAGGUUUAGUGCGCCGGUUCCACCCAAGGGACGCAAGUCGGGCAUUCAAGAUGGCAGUGUUGGCAAGGUUUGCCCACAGGCGUCUCCUGAUUACCUGGGAUUAAGCACACUGUUUACUACGGCUUUUGCCACGAACCAGGUGUCAUCAUUCAACGUGACACAGGCAAAAGAAUUGCUCUCUCAGCUGCCACCGCCGCAACCUGAUGUUAGAACUACGGAAGACUGCCUUGUCCUCGAUGUUUUGGUUCCGCAAAAAGUAUUCGAUAAGGGGGCCCACAAGAAGCGCAGUAAGGCUACCAAAGGAGUCCCCGUCUUGGUAUGGAUAUAUGGUGGAGGAUACGUUCUUGGAGAUAAAACAAUGUUUGGGACUCCAGACGAUCUCAUGGCCGCAACUCAAACAAAGGGUAGUGACGGUGCCAUUUGGGUUGCUAUGAACUAUAGGCUCGGCGCUUUUGGAUUCCUCUCUGGCCCCACGUUUCUGGAGCAGGGCGGCACCGCAAACGCUGGGCUUUUGGACCAGAGACUUGCACUUGAAUGGGUUCAGAAGAACAUCCACUUGUUUGGAGGCGAUCCCGAUAAUGUAACUGUUAUGGGGGUUUCUGCUGGUGGUGGAUCGGUUAUGCACCAGAUCACGGCUUACGGCGGGCAAAAACCUGCCCCCUUCCGUCGAGCUAUCCCACAAUCAGCCGGUCUUGUCCCAGUACCUGGAAACAGGAAGGCAGAGCAAGCCUUCGAUGGGUUUCUUGAGCUUCUCAAUGUUACGACAUUGGCUGAGGCAAGGGCGUUGCCUUCAGAGAAAUUGGUGGCUGCUAAUAUGAAGCAAGUCGCCAAUGCUCCCUAUGGCGGGUUUGUACAUGGUCCUACGGUUGACGGGUCUUUCGUGCCGGGAAUGCCCUCAAAGCUGUUUCUUCAAGGAUCGUUCUCCAAGGACAUAGAGAUUUUGAGCACUUUCAACCGCUACGAGGGAGUACAGUUCACCGACCCUUCCGCCUACGACAACGAGACUCUAUUCAGGAAGCAGGUCGGUGACACUUUAACCUCAUUGUCAAGCGCUGAUUUCGAGUUUAUUUUUGAGACGCUUUAUCCUGCCAGAUACGACGGAUCUCAGCCGUAUAGCGAUUCCUUGGGGCGAGCGCAGUUGGUAAUUUCCGAAGCUGUAUUUAUUUGCAACCAAAACGCCAUGGUCAAAGCCGCGCAGAAGCAAGGCGUCGCUGCAUUCGAGUUUCAAAACUCCAUCUGGCCAGCUCUUCAUGGUUCUGAUCAGCCUUUGCUUUUCUCUAAUGGGCUGACGCCAGGUGUAGACCCUCAGAUCUCGAGCAUUGUAAAGCAUAUCGUCGCUGGAUUUGUUAACAAUGGCUCGCCGAUCAAGUCGCCGUUUGGCGGCGUUUCGAUUCCAGCGUACGGGCAAAACGAUUCCAUUCUGGACUUGGUAGUUAACGCUUCCUCGAUUAUCCGCGACCCAACGUCAAACUUAAGAUGCGAGUGGUGGAACAAGGCACUUUACUACUAA